AUGGGGACUAUUCAUGACUACAUGAAGGAGUUCACCACCCUCACUCUUGAGAUACCCGACCUCUCGGAUGAUGAUGCUUUUUUCUACUUCUUUGAUAGGCUAAAAGGGUGGGCCAAGACAAAGUUGAAGAGACGUGGAGUAAAAGACAUCGCAACGAAAAUCGCGAAAACCGAAGAAUUGGUCGAAUUUGGCCAAAGGGAACCUUCGAAAUCACGGGACCCUCGGAGGGCGAACUUUGAGAAGAACGGGGGAGAGAGAUCGAUGCAAUCAAGGAAUGCAGCUCCAAGAUCCGAUGCCCAAAGGGCCAAAAAUACUCGGAGGACCUCAUUCAAUAACAAAAGUGAUGCCCGCCCUACCAACAAGGUUGAUGAUGAAGCCAAGAGAUUAGGGAUCAACUAUGUAAAAGAGGGUGGCUCAAUCAAAGCUAUGAAUUCUGCCGCCAAACCAGUAGCGGGUGUAGCACAUGAGGUGGAAGAAAAAAUUGGAGAAUGGGAGGGAGUCAUCAACCUGUCCGUUGUGUCGAUGGAUGACUUUCAACUUGUGCUUGGCUGGAGUUCUUUGAUACGUCACUCUUUGGAGGAGCAUGUUUCCCAUGCGACUCAGGUAUUUCGAGUAUUACGAGGUAACCAACUUUAUGUGAAAGUAGAGAAAUGCUCAUUCGCACAACAAGAAGUGGAAUUUUUGGGUCACAAAGUCAAAGAUGGAGGAUUAAUGACGGACGAAGGGAAGUUCAAAUCCAUUCGAGAUUGGGAGGAACCAACCAAGGUAACCAAACUUCGAUCGUUCCUUGGUUUGGUUAAUUAUUAUCGGCACUUUAUCAAAGGAUACUCCAGUCGGGCGGCCCCCUUGACCGAUCUUUUAAAGAAAGACAAAACUUGGAGAUGGGAUUCACGUUGUCAAGAAGCGUUACAAGAAUUAAAAGAGACGGUGAUGCAAGAACCUGUGUAG
Molecule: messenger RNA, 948 nt
Organism: Lactuca sativa (garden lettuce)
Lineage: Eukaryota; Viridiplantae; Streptophyta; Magnoliopsida; Asterales; Asteraceae
Source: RefSeq, a predicted model, not a curated record